Poeciliopsis prolifica (blackstripe livebearer) is the source of this 4492-nucleotide messenger RNA. RefSeq names its product fem-1 homolog a (gene fem1a). The transcript has a single exon. Gene Ontology annotation, molecular function: protein binding. The record is from RefSeq and is a predicted model, not a curated record. The coding region runs from base 180 to 2033 and encodes 617 amino acids. Lineage: Eukaryota; Metazoa; Chordata; Actinopteri; Cyprinodontiformes; Poeciliidae.
UGUCAAAGAGCACAAACGCCAUCUUGACAGCAACCUCAAAAUGGCAGAAAGAUAUGAGUCAGAAACAGGGUCCAAACUAAGAUUCCGGCGCUCCACUACUUAAAACCAGAUACUUCAGAUAUUCUAUAAGAAAGUGGGCAUGGAGUUGGUGUGCGGUGCUACAGCACAGAGCCUGUAAAAUGGAUAUAACCGUGGCGGUUUUCAACGCGGCCAGAGAUGGUAAGCUGAAACUUAUCCAGAAGUUGCUGAGCAACAAAACUCCGGAGGAGCUGGAGGCUUUAGCGGAGGAGAAAACCCAGGGCAGCACCGCGCUUCUCAUAGCCUCUCGGUACGGACACUUAGACGUCGUAGACUACCUGCUCGAACAUUGUAAAGCCAAUGUUGAACUCGGAGGCUCGGUCAACUUUGACGGCGAGACUAUCGAGGGGGCUCCACCGCUGUGGGCGGCUUCGGCAGCGGGUCACCUCCCCGUGGUGAAGACGCUGCUGAAACACGGCGCCUCGGUUAACAACGCCACGCUCACCAACUCCACCCCGCUCCGAGCCGCUUGCUUUGACGGCCACCUGGAGAUCGUUCGCUACCUGGUGGAGCACAGAGCGGACAUGGAGGUCGCCAACCGCCACGGCCACACCUGCCUCAUGAUUUCGUGCUACAAGGGCCACAAAGAGAUAGCCAAGUUUCUCCUGGACCGUGGGGCUGACGUGAACCGAAAGAGUGUGAAAGGGAACACGGCCCUCCAUGACUGCGCUGAGUCUGGGAGUCUGGACAUCAUGAAGAUGCUGCUGAAGUGCAACGCCCGCAUGGAGAGGGAUGGGUAUGGGAUGACCCCCCUCCUGGCUGCCAGUGUGACGGGUCACACUAACAUUGUGGAGUAUCUGGCCCACCAGCCUCGCUCUUCCAGAGAGGAGCGGAUCGAUGCACUGGAGCUUCUGGGAGCAACGUUUGUGGACAAGAAACGCGAUCUGUUGGGAGCGAUGAGAUACUGGAGAAGAGCCAUGGAGCUGAGGGAGGCGGGCGACAAAGCUGGAUCGCUGUCCAAGCCUCCGCCUGGUCCUCCCAUCCCUGCCUACGGAUGUGCCCAGGAGGUGAGCACUGCAGAGGAGCUUGAAGCUUUAAUCACUGAUCCUGAUGAAAUGAGGAUGCAGGCCUUACUGGUUCGUGAGCGCAUCCUUGGCCCAUCCCACCCGGACACAUCUUAUUACAUUCGGUACAGGGGAGCUGUGUAUGCUGAUUCGGGCAACUUUGAGCGCUGUAUCAGUCUGUGGAAAUAUGCUUUAGAGAUGCAGCAGAGCAACUUGGACCCCCUCAGUCCCAUGACAGCCUCCAGUUUCCUCUCCUUUGCAGAGCUCUUUUCUUUUGUUCUUCAGGACAGAGCCAAAGGCACCCUGUCAACUCGCAUCACCUUCCAGGAUCUAAUGACUGUGCUGGGGAAAAGCGUGAGGGAAGUCGAAAGAGCUGUGGCACAGAGAGACAACCCGCCAGAAGCCCCUCAGUUCAACAAGGCGCUUUCCAUCAUUCUCCAUCUCAUCUUUUUACUGGAAAAGCUCGAGUGCAACCCCGAGCAGGAACACCAAAAGAAGCACACGGUCUACCGGCUGCUCAAGCUCAACCCUCGAGGUCGGAACGGAUUCACGCCGCUCCACAUGGCCGUGGACAAAGAGACCACAUCUGUGGGCCGCUACCCAGUGGGCCGCUUCCCCUCCCAGGCGGUGGCAGCGCUGCUCCUAGAGUGCGGCGCAGAUGUCGAUUCGCGGGACUGCGAGAACAACACCCCGCUGCACGUUGCCGCCAUCAACGGUUGCCCAGAGAUAAUGGCGCUGCUGGUGAAGGCGGGGGCCCACUUCGACGCGACGAACGCUCAGAGGAAAACGGCUUACGAGCUGUUGGAUGAUCACAGCGGCGGCCACACAGCACUGUACCCGUUGAACUACAUCACCCUUCAGUGCCUGGCAGCUCGUGCGAUUGAAAAGCACAGGCUGCCUUACAGGGGCCUGAUCUCUGAGGAGAUGGAGGCUUUCAUUGAGCUCCACUGACUUCCAUGAAGAGACUCCCCUUUAACAAACAAUCUGUGUUCAUCAUUUUCUCCACUUCUGGCUCUAAUGGCAACGUGUCAGACCAAACCAUAGCAAUAAACCCACAUCCUCUGGGAGUAGUCUCUGCUUCCGAUCUGGAAUAAAUUUUCUGAUGAAGUCACAAAGCCUGUUUUAAACUUCUUGGUUUCUGGUAUAAGAAUGGAAAAAAUUGUAAUAACUUAAAACUGAAGACCUCAACUCAAUCUUCUAGUUCCUCUGACUUCACUUGACUUUUGACUUUAAAUUAUUUGAAAUUUCAAAUCAAAUUCAACUUGUAUUUUUAUUUGAAUGUGUCCCUUUAUUAAAAUAGUUUGUUUUAUUAGCUUCUUGCUAUUUUAAACUUCUUUCCCAGAAUCCAAUACAACAUUCAGUUAUGUUGCAUAAAAGGGUACACAAAGGUACCAUAGAAAAUAAUUCCUCAAGUCAUUUAAUUAGUUUAAACAAAUUACAAGGAGGUCCAAAAGAUACGUACUGUCCAAGAAACACGCGGAUCAAAAAUUAGAUGAAUGGUCAACUUCUUUAAACCCUUUUAGUUAAACAACUGCAAAAUUAUUUUACAUGCUUUUCAAAAUAUGUUCUAAUUUUUGGUUUGAAAAAAACUGAUCUAAAUUUUGUUAAAACUACCAUCUCGAUUUGCCAGUCCAAAGUGAUUAACUCGUUUUGUUAAACAGGUCAAAUCUCGGUGUUAAGAAAAAGUCCACACUUUGUUAAAUGAAAGUAAACUGAAAAAUAGAAAAUAUUUACAUUUUCUGAGUGAAAACCAGUUUCCAGGUCAUUUUCUAAUCUAGAAAUAAUUCUCUACCUAUAAUGUUUUUUAGUUCAUCCAACACUGUAGACGAGGAAGUUUAGAACGAUGCUUGUUUUCUAAAAGCAUUCAUUGUUUUCCGUGUUAACAUUGUGUGUCUUAUUUGAUCAAAACAUACAAUGUCGCUUUAGCAAUAGUUGUACAGAAAAUACACUUUCUUUGAAAGAUUUUGCUUCAAAAUGAGAUGGGUAAGAAACUGUGAAAAAGGCCAGACAUUAUUUAUGUUGUGUGUAAAAUGCUAAGGUGCCAGAAGUUUUGUUACUAUGUAAUCAUUAACAUUUAAUUCUGGCAAAUAAAUGCAUUUUGGAAUUACUAAUAUUUUUGCAAACUAGUAAAAUUUGAUGAUGAUUCUUAAGUUGACAACUUGAGACUUGACUUAGAAUUCCUUCGCCAUGACUUAGAGCUGAACUUUUGACUUCUUUCUUUUCUUGCGACUUGAAUGAAAAGACAUGAGAUUUGGUUGUGACUAGCAAAUUGAUGACUUACUCCCACCUUCUCUGUUUUAGAGUUUCUCCAACUAAAAAGGAGCAUCACACCAUCAUCAGGCUUUUUGUAAAAUAAAGGCUUUUGAUUUCUGGCAUCCGAUCAAGAUAUUCAGAAAACAUGCAUGAAAAUGAAGUGUGGUUAUGGAAGUUCAACUCUUGUUUUGUUUAUUUAUAUAUCAACUCAAACUAGCAGGUUUUUCACUUAAUGUCUGUUUAAUAUGGGAAAUGUAUUUAGAUUACUGUGCCAAACAUUCUGUUACUGACUUAUCUGAUUUAAAAUAAAGUGUAACUUCGAGCAAGGACACUAAUUCAACAGUAGUAGAGGACUAGUAAUUUCAGUGUCUUAAUAUUUAAAACUGCAAUACUCUUUGUCAGCCUCCAGAACAAUUACUUGAAAGACUUGAGAAAAUUGGCAUUGAUUGGAUUGCAUAAAACAGGCAGCAACAAAGUCGACUCUUAUUAGUGUUUCUAGCCUGUGCAGUUUGUUUUAUUUCAAUUAGAGGUAUAUUCUUUUUUUUCCCAAGCUAAAAGUAUCUCUGCAGAAUUGUUGUUCUAAAUGACACAUGCUUAUCCUACAGACGGAGAUAAUUGACUCUGGUUGCUUCGUUCACAAUAAAUUGCUGUCUUCUGAGUGUAUUGACUAAGAAUGCCUUCUUAGUUUUCUCAUCCUCUCUCAGCAAAUUGUUUUAGUAUUACAAAGCUUGGAAGUAUGUCGACAUCCAUCUUCUUUCUGUAAUUACACCAGCAGCUAAUGUGUUCAGUUGAAUGUCAAUAAGACCGUUUCAGACUGUUAUUGGGGAUUACAGACGACAUUUGUGUGAAAGAGUGAAAGAGUCCCACUUUUGCCCUUUGACCUCAAAUGCAGCUCAGAAAUAAAACGGAUGGCUUCUUAAGCCAUUAUUGCGUCUUAGUCUUACAAACACAAGACUUUAUUUUUGUUGAUCUUGUAUUUAUUGCUGAUUGUGUGAAACUGAAAGCACACCAAGCGGCUCUGUGAACUCUGGGAUCCGUAAGGUCAGGCUCCAAGCUGACGCCGCCUUUCUUACUGAACUCAUUCAUUUUACCUGAUGACGGCUUGCGAGCAAAAGUGUCUUGGAGAUAUCUGAAUAAAAUUCAGAAUUCAAAGAUAA